CAAGAUACCGGUAACCGACGUGUUUUUAACCGGUUUCUUUUCGCAAAAUCCAAUUCGUCCUUAGUGCGCCGGCGCAUAGGCCGAUCCCACACCACAACACGGGGCCACGGGCAAAAUAGAAAAACAGAUUUGCAGGCAGACUGAAGGAAGCUUGAAUCGCAAAAAAAUUCAAAUCCGAAGUCAUGGGGAAUGCCGCAAGUCGAGUCUUCAACACGGCCACCAAAGGUUUACGAGAUUUCAAUGUUGAAAAUCGAGCUCAUCGAGUUAUUUCGCGUGACAAACCAAAACCCGCACCACGAUACCCGGCAGACGAAAGAGAAUUGGAGAGAAUCGUCAAAGAACACCCGGAGGUCUUGUUAGAGCAAACAAAAAAACUGACUGACUUGGACAAAAGACUGAAAACAGUUUUCGUCGUUUCCCACGACCCAGAGCAUGACGUUAAGCAGCAACCUUCCUCAAAUCGACCUUUACCUGUGGCCAGGAACUCUCCUCAACGACCAGAAUUUGGCUUCGAGGAGCCGGCUGAAGUUGCUCCAGGAAAAGUUACGUUGAAAAACGUUCUCCAAUUCAUCUACGAUCACCAGACUGAUCCACUCAAGUGGAGUAAAGAGAACAUUGCAAAGCAAUAUAAGCUUGAAGCAGAGUGUGUUGAAAACAUUUUGGCAAACUUUCGUCCCCUGCUAGUACUGGUGCCCGAAGGGAAAAAGGGCAAGAAGCAGCAGACGCUGUCUGUCUCGCAGAGGAUACAGAAGCUGUCCUCUUAGGAGGCGUUGCCGCUGCACCUGUCCCAGCGCCAAACAGAGCCAUCGUCGCACACGCACACCAGCACUUGGCCGUCACGACUCAAACUUGUUUGCCGAAUGGCAGUUGUGCACUUCGGGUGCUGCAGCUGGUGGCAUCGAGCUUGUCCUGGCUCGUCCGCUUGGUCGAACUGCCACACAUAAGUGCGGCCCACUUGAUUGCCCAACGCCAGAGUUGUCUGUCGUUGGUCCAUAGCAAAGCGGACAAACCUUUAAAUAUCGAAGCGGUGGAGCACAGUGACUGCCGAGUCGUUCAACUUCAAAGGCUUGCCCAAACGCCCCGGCUGCCAGCAGACGAUGCAGUUUUCGCAAGACUUGGAGAGAACAAAGUCUCCAAGCCAGCGGACACAGUCGACGUAGUUGCGGUGAAUAUCUCGAGUGGAAAAAUCGGGGAAGUGCUCCUUCAACGAAUUAAACGGUCGGGCGCCAGAUCGGAAAGAGUACGACUCCUUGAUGGCAUCCUUGAUGUGCGGCUUGUCCAGGCUCCACAACUUCAACGAGUGGUCCAUUCCACAGGACAUGAUGCGAUCGCCCCGCAAAUCAAAAUCCUGCAAAAAAAUACAAGUUUGGGUCAAACGACUAGGGACUGGUGUGCAAUUGUGAUCAGAGUUAGUUCCUCGAGUAAAUAAAGAAUCGAUAGAAAGUGAAUAAUUUU
Molecule: messenger RNA, 1455 nt
Organism: Neocloeon triangulifer
Lineage: Eukaryota; Metazoa; Arthropoda; Insecta; Ephemeroptera; Baetidae
Product: protein NDUFAF4 homolog
Exons: 5
Coding region: 183-764 (193 amino acids)
Biological process (GO): mitochondrial respiratory chain complex I assembly
Cellular component (GO): mitochondrion
Source: RefSeq, a predicted model, not a curated record